CGCCGCCGGGGCAGCCCCAAGAGCGCAAGCCGCCCGUGCGGCAGCCGCUGCGCCCUAGCUUGGGCGCCCCGGGAUCCCCGCCGGCGCCAUGGACCGAGGCCGGGUGUUGGAGCAGCUAAUCCCAGAGCUCACCGGGCUCCUCAGCCUCCUGGACCAUGAGUACCUCAGUGACAGCACCCUGGAGAAGAAGAUGGCCGUGGCCUCCAUCCUGCAGAGCCUGCAGCCCCUCCCAGCAAAGGAAGUCUCCUUCCUGUAUGUGAAUACUGCAGACCUGCACUCGGGACCCAGCUUUGUGGAAUCUCUCUUUGAAGAAUUUGACUGUGACCUGGGUGACCUUCGGGAUAUGUCGGAUGAUGGGGAGCAACCCAGCAAGGGAGCCAGCCCUGAGCCAACCAAGAGCCCGUGUCUGAGAAGUACAGCUGACGUACCUCCACCCCUGCCCAACAAGCCUCCACCCGAGGAUUACUAUGAAGAAGCCCUUCCCCUGGGGCCCGGCAAGUCCCCUGAGUACAUCAGCUCUCAGAAUGGCUGCAGCCCAGCCCAGUCGAUUGUGGACGGUUACUAUGAAGACGCAGACAGCAGCUACCCCAUGACGAGGGUGAACGGAGAGCUGAAGAACUCCUACAAUGACUCUGACGCCAUGAGUAGCUCCUAUGAGUCAUAUGAUGAGGAGGAUGAGGAAGAGAAGGGGCGGCGGCCCAGGCACCAGUGGCCCUCGGAGGAGGCCUCCAUGCACCUGGUUAGGGAUUGCAGGAUAUGUGCCUUCCUGCUCCGGAAAAAGCGCUUUGGGCAGUGGGCCAAGCAGCUGACAGUCAUCAAGGAGGAGCAGCUACUGUGUUACAAAAGCUCCAAGGACCGGCAGCCACAUCUGAGGCUGGCGCUGGAUGCCUGCACCGUCGUCUACGUGCCCAAGGACAGCCGGCACAAGCGACAUGAGCUACGCUUCUCCCAGGGGGCCACGGAGGUGUUAGUGCUGGCUCUGCAGAGCAGGGAGCAGGCUGAGGAGUGGCUGAAGGUUAUCCGAGAGGUCAGCCGGCUUGGUGCUGAGGGCUUGGAGGCCCCCAGAUCCCCGGUCUUUCUGUGUAAGCUGGACCAGGACAAGAGAUUGUCCCAAGAGAAACAGAAUUCGGACUCCGACAGCCUGGGCGUGAAUGACAGCAGCUCCACCCUCGGCCGCCGAGAAGCCUGUGAACAUGGCAAAGGGAAGAAGAAUAGCCUCGCUGAGCUAAAGGGCUCCAUGAGCAGGGCUGCGGGCCGAAAGAUCACGCGCAUCAUCAGUUUCUCCAAGAAGAAGGCGCUGGCCGAGGACCUGCAGACAUUUUCCAGUGAGAAUGAGGUUCCAUGCUGUGGCUACCUAAACGUGCUGGUAAACCAAGGCUGGAAGGAACGGUGGUGCCGUCUCAAGUGCAACACUCUCUAUUUCCACAAAGACCGCACAGACCUGCACACCCACGUGAACGCCAUUGCCCUCGGGGGCUGUGAGGUAGCCCCAGGCUUCGGACCCAGGCACCCGUUUGCCUUCAGGAUCCUGCGCAAUCGGCAGGAGGUGGCCAUCCUGGAGGCAAGCUGUUCAGAAGACAUGGGCCGCUGGCUUGGGCUGCUGCUGGUGGAAAUGGGCUCCAAAGUCACCCCAGAGGCCCUGCACUAUGACUACGUGGACGUGGAGACCCUAACCAGCAUUGUCAGUGCUGGGCGCAACUCCUUCCUGUAUGCACGAUCCUGCCAGGAUCAGUGGCCUGAGCCCCGUGUCUACGAUGAGGUUCCUUAUGAAAAGGUGCAGGAUGAGGAGCCCCAGCGUCCCACCGGGGCUCAGGUGAAGCGUCACGCCUCCUCCUGCAGUGAGAAGUCCCAUCGUGUGGACCCACAGGUCAAAGUCAAGCGCCACGCCUCCAGUGCCAAUCAAUACAAAUAUGGCAAGAACCGGGCUGAGGAGGAUGCCCGCAGGUACCUGGUAGAAAAAGAGAGGCUGGAGAAAGAGAAGGAGCUGAUUCGGACGGAACUCAUGGCUUUGCGACAGGAGAAGAAGGAGCUGAAGGAAGCCAUCCGUAACAACCCAGGAGCAAAGUUGAAGGCCUUGGAGGAGGCCGUGGCCACUCUAGAAGCACAGUGUCGUGCCAAGGAAGAGCAGAGGAUUGACCUGGAACUGAAGCUGGUGGCUGUGAAGGAGCGCUUGCAACAGUCCCUGGCAGGGGGCCCGGCCCUGGGCUUGUCUAUGAGCAGGAAGAACAAGAGCCAGGAAACUACAAAUAAACCGCAGAGCAAUUCCCCAGAGCAAUCUCUCCCUGUCAACUGUGUUUCUGAGCUGAGGAAGAGGAGUCCAUCCAUUGUGACCUCCAACCAAGGAAGGGUGUUACAGAAGGCCAAGGAAUGGGAGAUGAAGAAGACCUAGGAAGAGUGAGAAUUCCAUCCUGAAGGAGUAUCAGCUUGUCCACCUAAGGAGGAAAUGCUUUCUUCACAAAGACAUCAGGAAAAGACUGGAGCACCCUAAAGACCAUGAUUGUCUGCAUGAUUUUAAGGGCUGUGGGAAGGGAGACGUGGAAAGCAUCCUUCCGGCUUUACAAAGGGGAGAAGAGGGAGUGGUGGGAGAUGGAACCAUGCACAGCUGUAAAGGUUUUGUUGGGUCUCUUUGCCUUCGGAAGCAGUGAAAGCGCAUGUGAACAAGCCAUCCCAUCCUUUCUCAGCAUCCCAGUCACAGCCCUUAGGCAAAGGAAGACAGCAAAGAAGCACUGGUAAUAUCAUGACAAAAGAAGACACUCCAUCAACUGGAAACACUUAGGCAGCCCGCAACCCUGUUGGGCAUUACAACCUCCGGGCAAGGGGAACGGACUGGAAAAUCAAUAUAUCCCUGCCUGCGCCACAGUGAACAAAGGCUACUGUGAACAAACAAAUUCCACAGUCAUUCUUCAUCUGUUUUAGAGCCAGGCAAAGUACAGCCACUAGAACCUUCCAGGUUUGUGCAUUUUAAAAUCAGACUAGCUGAGUAUUCAGAGUUGAUCAGCUGGCCCAUUUUAAACUCACAGUGGCACAAGUCUGAAGUUUGAAUGCCCACACACUGUUGCGUGCAUUGUUGGAGGGUGGAGUCAUUUGCUGUCAGUCAAGUCCUUACCUAGUUAAUGUGACACUGAGGCUCCUGGGGCUGUGGUUGGAAGACUGUCUUCAGCCUAAUGAAGUCUUCAUCUUGUACAAGGAGACCCACAAGCCUGUCUCAGUAUCUGCUACGAAGUGAAACCAUUGAGGAAUACCAAGAGGAUGGUGGCUCAUUUCUGCCACAAGGGUGCUAAGCCUUUUCCAAACACUUGAUAUUUUUCUAGGACCUCAAGUCCUAGGCAACCUCUUUUCUAUGCCAUUCAUGACUGUCUCAACACUGGGCUUUUAGGUCGAUUUUUAACAUAUUCAUCUCCAAUAAAGAUGAAACUGUUCAACUCUGAGAGGUAGCUGGCACUUGGGGAGUAGGGGGAAGCUGUGUGUCUCAGAAUCACCAGCGGAUGGUUUGCUAGUCUUGGUCUGUUACCCACCUAAGACUUAACAUACUUCAGCCUCAUUGAAACCUUACCAGUCUUUGAAGCAGCUGGAGACUGGAGCAGGCAAGUCACCUGACUGGUAGGACUUUAGGAGUCAUGGUCCUGCAUCCAGACAGGGCUGGCUGCUGCUAACUGCAGGAUUGUCUCAGGAAAGUCAUUCAAGCCCUCUGGCUUUCAUUGUGAGAACAGGUUAAGUGAUUGUACUCUCCUCCCAAGACUCCUGGUGGGUAUUUAAUGAGAUAAAUCAUGAGAAGCAUCUUCUAUAUUGUUUAAAGUUGAAAAUGCCCAAGUCGGAAGUGGAUUUUAGAAUCAGUGAGAUGAAAAAGGUCUGACUCAAAAACCUUUGUUUUUUCUGCUAAGGAAAAAAAAAUGAUUUAAAUAGUAAUGGCUCUCAAAAGGCAUCCAAUCCAAAGGGAGGGUUUUCAUUCCAAAUUGCACCCAUGUCUUCAGUGACAAAGCCCACAUUUGCCAGUGCUCCUUGUUAAGAUGUAUCUUCUAAAUGGAGCCCACCGCUGUGUCGUAUCUGUCACAUUCUUUCUUGGGCAGUUAUUUUAGGGUUAAAUGCCUUUCCACAAGUGGAUCUUGGGCUCAAAGAAGAAAGGGCCCUACAUCAUUAAUCAUUAACACACAGGAGGACAUGCCACCUGUCAGGCACCAACAGCCUGUGUCACCUGAGGGCACACCCAGUGCUCGCCUUGACCUUCAGCUGCUGACUUCUUGAAAAUGUUUCUCUGUAAUAAUUUUUCUGCAUUUUACUUUUAUCUUUUAAAUAAUGUAGCCAGAAUCCAGCAAGAUGUUUCGGAGGGUGUAAGGGGGCUUGCUGCCAAGCCUGAG
Molecule: messenger RNA, 4355 nt
Organism: Onychomys torridus (southern grasshopper mouse)
Lineage: Eukaryota; Metazoa; Chordata; Mammalia; Rodentia; Cricetidae
Gene: Afap1l1
Product: actin filament associated protein 1 like 1
Exons: 19
Coding region: 89-2389 (766 amino acids)
Cellular component (GO): cytosol
Molecular function (GO): SH3 domain binding
Source: RefSeq, a predicted model, not a curated record